Molecule: messenger RNA, 5186 nt
Organism: Schistocerca gregaria
Lineage: Eukaryota; Metazoa; Arthropoda; Insecta; Orthoptera; Acrididae
Product: microtubule-associated protein futsch
Exons: 12
Coding region: 105-5012 (1635 amino acids)
Source: RefSeq, a predicted model, not a curated record
GCAGCCAGGCGAGAGCGCAUGCGGUGUAAUUAGGGGAUCGCAGCCGAGCAGCAGCAGCAGCAGCAGCGGCGGCAGCUUCCGGGGGGCGGCGAGCGGCAGUGCGGAUGAAGCCCCGCGGCCGAUCGGAAGAGCCGCGCAGCCCGGGGGCGGCGGCCGCGGCCGCGGCAGUCGGCCAGCCCCGCAGCCGCCGCGACUCGUCCGCGUCGAGCCUGGGGAGCGGCGUGCGCUGCGCCUGCCAGUUCUACCAGAGCGACAGCCUGCUGCCCGAGCGCGCCGCGCAGCGCGCCGCCCUGCAGACGCACCAGCGGCCGCCCAGUAGGCCGCCGAGCCGCACCGCGGACUCGCCGACGACCUCGCCCGCAGCCACCAUGCAGCGACCGCGGCCCGCUUCGGGUGAGCACCUGUACGAGCCGAUCUCUCCGCCGCCAGAAGUCACCAAAAUGACGGACAAAGAGGCGAAGUCGGCGGUGGCGGCGGAGAUGUCGGACGUGGACAUGGCCGACGACCUGGCCGACGAGGAGAUGCUCAAGGACGUGGCCGACCUGGGCCCGCGCACGGCCAGCGCCGACAGCCGCGAGCGCCGCUUCCUGGGCGCCGCGCUCGAGGACAGCCUCGCCGUGCCCGACGACGGCACCGAGGAGGACGUGGCCAUGGCGGGCCCGCAGCUCGGCGACUCGGCCAACGGCCAGCCCGCCGCCGACGCCGCCGCCGCCGACGCCGAGGCGGAGCGCCGCUACAUGGCCACGCCGACGCCCACCACGACGACCGAGUCGCGCACCGACUGCGACAUCAACACCAGCCAGCUGGACUCGUCGGGCCUGGAGGACCUGCCGCUCAAGCGCGGCGCGCGCAAGCGCAUCACGGCCGAGCCCGAGGCUGCGCAGCUGGGGCUGCAGCAGCGGCUGCGCUCGCAGGCGGGCCGCCUGCGCUCCAAGAUACGCGGCAUGUCGCGCCCCAAGUUCUCCAUGCCCGAACGGCCCAAGUUCAACCUUCCUGACCGACCCAAGUUCAACAUGCCCGAACGGCCCAAGUUCAACAUGCCCGACCGCCCCAGGUUCCACCUCCCAGAUCGGCCCAAGUUCAGUCUGCCAGAACGCCCCAAGUUCAAUAUGCCGGAAAGGCCGAAGUUCCACUUCCCGGAGAGGCCCAAGUUCCACAUGCCGCAGCGGCCCAAGUUCACGAUGCCUGGCGCGGCCAAGACGCCCGAGGACGAGGAGAAGAAAAAGAAGAAGAAGCCGACGAGCAGCAUACGGCGGCCGCUUCGGGACCGCGCCUCCACAGUCUCCACCGCCUCGUCCACAGCGGGCGGCCACAAACGGCUGUUCGACUUUGAUUUCAGGUCCUACCCGCGCAUCUUCGAUCGCGCGAAGCGGUCGCGUGACUACGCCACCUCGUCGCCCAAGGCCGGGCCGCGGAAGCUGACGCCACCGCCUCAGCAAGUGCGGGUGCCGCCGGCGCGGAAGAAGGGCCCGGUGGGGCAGCGCUGGCUGCACCGCUUCACGGACAUCAAGUUCGCCGACGACGAGGAGAACCUGCCCGACCUGGGCGACGACGAGGAGGAGGGCGGCCCGCCGGGCGAGCGCGCGCGCGGCCCGCUGCCCGCCCACGAGCCCAGCGACGACGACGAGCCGCGCACCGAGUCCACGGCGCCCUUCCACGACAAGGACUUCGGCUACGCCAUCUCGCUCGAGCGCCGCGACCAGCCACCCGACGCCGACACGCGCUACGGCAGGGCGGAGGAGCCGGCCAGCGUGGGGGACUCGGACCGCGAGCAGCGCUCGUCGGGCAGCUCGUCGGACCGGCGGCGCGCCGGCGUGCUCGAGGAGAUCGACUCCGACGAGUUCUUCCUGCGGGAGAAGGGCAUCAGCCAGGAGGACGUGGCCGUCGGCAGGUACCUGACGUCGGAGAUCCGCGACGCGUUCCGCUCGCCGGUGAACGCGCUGCGGCGGAUGGACGCCGACGAGGACGGCGGCGGCGGCGGCCGGGAGUCUCCGCUGGCGGCCCAGUACCGCGGAACGCCCGAGCGCGAGCCGGAGCGCCCGGCGAGGACGCGCUCUCUGCGGCCGGCGCGCCGCCGCCACUCGCCCAGCCCGCCGGCCGAGGCGGCGCAGCCGGACUUCGGCACCUUCCCGCCCGCCAGGCCCAAGCGCAACCGCCGCGCACCGCUGCUGCAGCAGGCGCCGCCGCCGCCGCCGCCGGAAGCUGACCGGCCAGAACGGGACCACUUACAGCAGCAGGAAUCGCAGCAGCAGGAGGAGGAGGAGGAGGAGGAGAAAGAGCUGCAGAAGCAGCAGCAGCGACACGAAGACGACGCCGAUAUCGACGCCGUCCCGGCAACCGAGGACGACGAAGCGAAGGGAGCCGAGGAGCCGUCGGCCCGGGCGCCGCCGACGCUGACGCUGACGGGUCCGCAGGAGUCGGUGGAGACGCAGCAGUCGGCGGACGAGCGCCAGUGGGCCAUGGAGGUGGAGGACGAGGAGCAGCCGCUGCCGCAGCCCGAGCCGCCGCAGCCGCCCAAGAGGAAGCGGCGCAGCAGGAGGGACCUCUCCGACAUCCCGCCAGGCGGCGCGCGCUACGCCGGGGACGCCUCUCCCGCCCGGUACGGCAGCGAGGACUUCGCUGCGCAGCCUAGGUACGCCAAUGAGAACUUCGCAGCCGAAUCCGCUGACAGGUUACAAAGGGACGUUUCCGCAACGGAAGGCGACCGGUACGCCAACGGGAGCUUUGCGGAGGCGCACGACCGCUACCGGCUCAAUGAAGUGCCGACUAUUCGCCGCUACACCACCGAGGAUGUCAGCGACUUUAAGGUAGAAGAGGAGAUCCGGUACGCGGAGGAUGCCGAGGAGAAGGUGGAGGGUCGCUACGUCAACGGCGACGCCCUCCUCGACGACUACAGGAGGCACUCUGUGGACGCUAGGCUGCCCGUCGUGAAUGGCCACUACACCAAAGAAGACUGGCUGGAAAGCGUCCAGUCCAGCAAGCACGAGGCGGCGCUGGCUCUGGAGCCGGACUACAUCAUUCCCGGGGAGGGAGAGAGCGAGCCGGGCCCCCGGCAGCCGCCGGUGGCGCCGCGGAGGCUGCGGCGGCGGGCGGCCGGCUCGUCCCGCGGCACGUCGCUCGCCGACGAGGACGCCACGUCGCGCGGCGCGGAGUCGCUGCCGUCGGAGGCGGAGCAUGAGCCGGAGGCGGAGGCGGAGGCGGAAGCCGACCAGGAGGCGGAGGCGGAGGCGGAGGCGGAGGGGGAACCGGAGCCGGGCUACGCGGCCGUGGUGGCGCGACCGCGCGCCCCCAGCCGCCGCACCAAGCCCAAGUCGCCCCGCAGGCGCUCGCUGCCCGUCACGCCGCGCUUCUUCUCGCUGCCCAGGAGGGCCCUCCGGCCGGCGCCGCCGGUGCGCCCCGUCAGGAAUUACAGCACGCUGGGACCAUCGCGGCCGCCGCGGCGGACCCGCUUGCUGCAGCAGCAGCAGCAGUACGUGGAGAUCGACGAGGCGGCGAGCAAGUCUCUCGAGGGCGGCGAGGAGGAGGCCGCGUCGGUGGAGGGCGGCGUGGCCGGCGCGAGCAGCGCGCUGCAGGCGGGCGACGUCGUCGAGCGCAUGAAGGGGCGCCCGCUGCCGCCGCCGCCCAGGCCGCCCCGCAAGCAGCGCGACGCCCGCGAGGACGCCCAGGAGGUGGAGGACGACACUGCACAGCCAGAAUCUAUAGCAGAAGCAGCAAGGCGGGAGGCUGAAGAGGAAGAGCCUCUAGUUGGUGCGUUGCAUGAAGAUGCCAUGGACGUGGAGGCAAUGGCUGCUGAUGAAGAGCCAUCGGCAGCUGAGGAGGCAUCAGUGGCAACACAGACAGACCCACUGCCUGAUGAUGUGUGUGUUGAGCCUGCCUCUGAUGAGCCACCACCUACGUUUGCCGAUGCCAGCACUGAGACAGAGCUCAAGGAAGCAGUCACCACUCAACCAAAGGAAGAAGUGCAAGAGGAAAUUAGAGAACUGAGAGAGCAGAUGGAAGCCCUUUCUGAAGAGAGCGCACGGCUGAAGGCAGAACAAGAGGCUUUGCAGAAGGCAGCAGAGACAAAAGCAAUGAUGCAGGAGGCAAGAAUCACGGCAUCAGUUGACCAACCACAUGAGCCACCAACACCUCAACCACAGCCACCACCAGAGCCAAUCAUAAUUGAGAAACCUGUACCAUUCUAUGUCAUGCCAGAUGCUGACACUGAGGUUGAGCUUAAAGCUCGGCGGCUUGAGGUGUCGGAGCUGGACGUGGGUCGGCUGACUGUUGGGGAGCUUCAAGCACGCAAGAUGGUGGUGUCAGAUGUGGACAGCGUGUCACUGCAGGCUGCUGAGUUCAGUUCAAAGACAACAAAUUUGGCUGUGAGCACACUUGAGCUUCCAUCUGGACUGCUGCAAGAGCUUCGAGACUCUCUUCAAGCACAGCAGACAGCUGAGUCCGAAUCUCAAGAGCCAGUCCAAACAACACGCACAGAGGCCACAGAACUGCAGGCUGCGCCAGUGGCUGAGUAUCGACAGGCAGCUCAGCCACAACCAACCAGUACCAUUCCACCUUCUGUCAGCCGACAUAGGCAUAGAGAGUAUGAGUCUGAGGAGGAAGAAGAAGUGCCAGUGUCAGUUUCAACACCUGUAAGCAGACGUCGUAGACACAUACCAAGGCCACAGCUGCAACAAUCUAGCACCGAUGAGGAAGAACCUGAGCUGCCAAUAUCACGUCCUGUUUCUCGAGGAAGGUCUAGAGUAGCUGCAGGUGCUGUCAGUUCUGAAGCCAGUGCCGUAGAGCUGGGGCGUCAGUUGAUUGCAACAUGCCAGGCUGCUGCUGUCAGAGCCCUGAAUCGUUCUGUUCAGUAUGCAUGCUCAGUUGCAAAUAUUGAUUCUGAACAGCAUCGUCGUGAAUUGCAGGUUGUACUGUGUGGGCUUCUUGUUGCUGUUGCUGCUCUGGUGUUAUUUGGAUUUGGAUCUGGAAAGACAUUUCACUACCAUCAUUGGGAUUAUGUUUUUCCACCACCCUGAAAAUGUACUGAAAGAAAUUUUUAAUACUUCAAGAUUUUUCCCUUUUCAUAAAUUAAUCUUUGUUGUUGACAAACUUCACCCUAAAAUGUUGCAUCAUUUUUAAAAAUCAUUCGCAUCAUGCACAAUAUUUUCAGAGAUGUAGACACUUAUUGUAAAUAAAAUGUUAUAUUCUUA